AGGAGCUCUCCCUGGACAUGCGAGAAUUGCUGAUCACUGAUGCCAACAUCUAUUUUGUGGGUCCAGACAUGGACUCCUACAGAGACACCAUCCAAGAAGUCGCCGACAGGCUGAAUUACACCUACCUGGACUUCAACUACACCGACCUUCCCAGCGCAUCUGAGCUGACUGGAGUCUUGGAAAAGGUCAUUGUGAUACCUCCAUUGACCAGUGUCACCCGAUUUCCCUGGAAGGUGGCCGUUCACGGAUUGGUCGUUUGGAUUGAUCCGGACGGUUGGAAGCGCCGGGACGUGAUCGAACGAGACAAGGUGAGAAAGAAGAAAUUUCCCAAGAAGAAGGCCAUUUUUGGACCUGAGCAGCCUACAGAUUUCAGUUUGCACAAACCGAAGAAUGUGGAUGCGGCAGAUCCUGUGGAUAUGUGGCAAGAAGCAGAUGUUCAUGUCGAUUUGCAAGCGAGACCAGAGAUGCCAGUUGCUGACCUCAUCAUGGCCUCUGUGAUCGACGCAAUCCUGCGAAGUCCUCCAAAGUGGCGAAACUGGAUGAAGGCGGGAAAGGUUCGUGGAACGAUCCCCAGCGACUAUGAGACACCCUACCAGGUGCGAAGAGAGUUCCAUUCCUAUGGCAUUUCGCCACGUUUGAACAAGCUUCUAAAUGCCUGAGUUCCACUUUGAUGAGCCGCGUGGCCAUAGUGAAAAAUAUGCCCUGCGUCCGCAUGCCUGCCUUGGUGGCUGUGGCGAGUUGCAGGGUGGCAAGUUGAAA
Molecule: messenger RNA, 759 nt
Organism: Cladocopium goreaui
Lineage: Eukaryota; Dinophyceae; Suessiales; Symbiodiniaceae
Source: the annotation of a GenBank genome assembly